UGUGUAAGCAUCAGGUCAAAUCAGUAAAAAAAAAUAACAGAAAAGUUGUUCGAUUUUUUUUUAGUUAGUUCGUUUUUUUUUGUUCUGUUUCCAUCCCGCAUAGUAGGUGGCGGGUGCACAUACAAUUGUGUGAUUGCCAAUACACCAUAGAAGAAGAAUGGAUGUAGCUAUAAAAAUGAAACGUGCCCAGUGAUGGUACGGUAGCAGCAACUUCGCAGCGGUGCAUUGACGCGUGUCUUUUCAGGUGUCAGUCCGGAGUGCGUAUAGAGCAGUAAAGAUGUCCAUGGUCCUGUUUGCCUUGGUGAUGAGGAGUACGGAUGGUCUACCCCUGUCUGCCACCACAGACUAUGAGCAGGACGAAGGCCUACAGGAAACCAAGAAGCAGAUCAAAACUCUGUCUGAGAAACUCUCCACGUUCCCAAGCCGCUGCUCUCUGAAGACAGGAAAGUUCAAUAUCCAUUUCACCAGUUCUCUGGGAAUAGGAUAUCUGGUGGUGUGUACGGAGAACUGUCCCAACGCCAUGGCCUUCUGUUUCCUGGAAGAGCUGCAGAACGAGGUUCUCCAAAGGUGCGACGGCUUUCUCAUCCGCAACGCUGUGAGGCCUUACUCCUUCAGAGAGUUUGACGACUUCCUCCAGGAUACGAAGCAGCGCUACAAUAACUCCUGCUCUCUGACCUCUAAGAUCAACCUGGCUGACAUGCAGUCAGAGCUCAAGAUGAUACCGACAUACCAGCUGUCCUCUGAGGACCUACGGUUCGGCUUCUCACGCCGCAAGGUCUUCCAGUACAAGAGCAUAACUCCCAGCCAGCAGUUUGAGCCGGUGUCUCUACCUGGCAUCAUCUCCUGUGUGCUAAGCAUCUUCUGUGGAGGCCUCAAUCUACUCCAAGGGUUUCAUGCCGUAGAGGGCUUUAUGCAGAGUUACAACGACGAAGACUUUAAUGACAUGAUUUCCUUUUUCCUGGGCACAGCAGCUGGUUUGUAUCAGUUUUACCUGUUUGCUUACUUCUCUGUGAGGAGGAACAGUAAGUCAUUCCUGGCCUUCGCCCUGAUCUGUCUGUCCAACAUCUGCCUGUUUGAACUGAGGAACGUGUGGCAGAUCCUCUUCCACGUGACUGUAGCGGCCUUCAUGACACUACAGAUCAGACUGAGGCAGCUGCAGAGCAAAUCUCCGGACUACAACGUCUGACAAACCACAACCACGAGACUUACAACCAAACAACAAGAGUGGGGUGGGGGAGAUACUAAAACAAACCAACUUUGUCUGAAAGAUACUUACCGCCAACAGCAAAACUAGAAACCACUACAAUGUCUAAGGAAAAGAGGUAUCUCUGCCUUUAUCUUCCUUCCAUUGCUUCUCCACCACAGCUCAGGUUUGAUGGAUGCUGAGCUCACUCGAGUGACCUCCAAAGUGAUGCAGACCAAUAGGAUUAAUGGGUGGUGCCGCUACAGCUAAAUUAUUAGUUAAUUGGCUAAUAACAAUCAUGAAUGUCUUUGGUGGAAUUAACAGGAUUCUGAACAGGGGUUUCUGUCUUAGACUAUUAGGACAUGUUAGUAAAUUGGACUACUGGAGACCAGGGUUUCUUAAUGUGGUCCUCUUUUUGCCAUGUGUACUGCAUGUCCAGUGAGGGUUAGGCCAGUACUCAACUGUCAUUCUCUGAAUCCCUGACAUCCCAUACGUGUCUCACAUGUUUAGACCAUUUUUGUAGUUCAAUUUUUUGUUGUUGACAUGGCUAGUAAAUAUUUGUAUUGAUUAUGAAUUUACUUUUGAAUAAAUGAUGUGCAUGAUUA
Messenger RNA from Oncorhynchus mykiss (rainbow trout), 1788 nucleotides. Its product is annotated as vesicle-trafficking protein SEC22a. Gene Ontology annotation, molecular function: SNAP receptor activity. The record is from RefSeq and is a predicted model, not a curated record. NCBI's taxonomy places the organism in Eukaryota, Metazoa, Chordata, Actinopteri, Salmoniformes, Salmonidae. Gene Ontology annotation, biological process: endoplasmic reticulum to Golgi vesicle-mediated transport; retrograde vesicle-mediated transport, Golgi to endoplasmic reticulum.